UUUCAAUGAGGUUACUGUACUGUGCCUCAUCCGCUCGUCCGCAAGUAUGGAUUCCUGUUUUGUGAUUGUUGCCUUUCUCUUUGCUUUCAGUCUUUCCAGUGGAGAGAGGACGCUAAAGUUUGUCACUGUGCUCUACCGACAUGGUGACAGAUCUCCGAUUAAGGCCUAUCCAAAUGAUCCAUACAAGGAGAGUGACUGGCCUCAGGGUUUUGGACAGCUCUCUCAGGAGGGAAUGAAGCAGCACUUUGAACUGGGUCAGUUUUUAAAGAAACGCUACACAGGAUUCCUGAGUGAGGACUAUAACAGAUAUGAGAUAUACGUUAGAAGUACAGAUAUUGACCGGACUCUGAUGAGUGCAGAAGCUAACCUGGCUGGCAUGUUCCCACCUAACGGUUCUGAGGUCUUUAACCCAGAUCUGAAAUGGCAACCGAUACCAGUUCACACCAUCCCGAGUGAAGAAGAGCGGCUACUCUCAUUCCCACUAGAAAACUGUCCACGUUACAAACAGCUCAUGAAUGAGACUGCAAAAACGGAUGUUUUUCUCAACAUGACUGAAACCUAUAAGGAUUUUAUAGAGAUGGUGAAAAAUAAAACAGGGCUGGAGUUGGCCUCCAUUGAGAAUAUUUGGAGCGUCUAUGAUACAUUAUUCUGUGAGGCACAACAUGGGAAAAAGGCGCCAGAUUGGGUUACUCAAGAUGUCAUGCAGACGCUGAAGCUGUUGAAGAACUUUGGUUUUCAGAUUUUGUUUGGAGUCUACAAGAGAAAGGAAAAGUGCAGACUACAGGGAGGCCUGCUUGUAGAUCAGAUUAUCAAGAAUCUCUCGAUUGCAGCAGCUACAGACUCUCAAAACAAAGUCAAGAUGAUUGUUUACUCUGCUCACGACACAACAAUUGUAGCCCUCCAGGAAGCUCUGAACGUCUUUAAUGGUGUACAGCCACCUUAUGCCUCAUGUCAUAUGAUUGAACUUUACCAGGAAGACAAUGGGAUGUUUUCAGUGGAGAUGUUUUAUCGCAAUGACAGCAGCGUGUCUCCGUAUGCAGUGUCUUUACCAGGAUGUUCUCAGCGCUGUCCCCUACAGGACUUUGUGAACAUCACUCGUGAAGUCAUUACACUGGACUGGAAUAAAGAGUGUCAGCUGAGCAAAGCAUCCACAGAUUCAG
This is a messenger RNA of Danio rerio (zebrafish), 1160 nucleotides long. RefSeq names its product acid phosphatase 2, lysosomal (gene acp2). The record is from RefSeq and is marked reviewed. Gene Ontology annotation, cellular component: lysosomal lumen; lysosomal membrane. NCBI's taxonomy places the organism in Eukaryota, Metazoa, Chordata, Actinopteri, Cypriniformes, Danionidae. Gene Ontology annotation, molecular function: acid phosphatase activity.